Messenger RNA from Guillardia theta CCMP2712, 1797 nucleotides. RefSeq lists its product as hypothetical. NCBI's taxonomy places the organism in Eukaryota, Cryptophyceae, Pyrenomonadales, Geminigeraceae. The record is from RefSeq and is a predicted model, not a curated record. The coding region runs from base 1 to 1797 and encodes 598 amino acids. The transcript is spliced from 8 exons.
AUGGCGAUGGUGGGGGCGGCAGAGGCGCUCGUAGGAGGAGGAAGAGGAGGAUCAAGACAUGAAGUCAUGCAUGGCGCUGCGAGAUUUGACCCGAGAAGCUCGAGACGACCGACAGCAAAGGGGACUGGAGAUGUUUGGGCUGAGGAAAGGAAACUGGCGGCUGCCAUGGAGCACAUGAUAGUUAGAAAGGUUGGUCUGCGACGAUGGUUAGAGGAGAGGCGGGACUUCUGGCCAACUGAAGUAGCAUCAGAGAGGCGACGUGUGGAGAUGGAAGAGGAAAGGAAGGAAGACGUUCUAAGACGGGAAGGCUGGGGAGAAGGAGGAGGAGCAAUUGACGGAUUCGAGAAGCUAAAGAGAGCAAGAUGGGAGGAGACAGCAAUGUCAGACAUCAGAGACUCUCAAGGUGAUGGAGAAAGAGGAAAGGGGCUGAUAAGAUACAUCCAAGACAACGGUGAUGUAAAAGAAAUCGACACUCGAAGCUGGCCGACGAUUACCCUUGGGUCGAAUGACGAAACUCUGCGAAUACGAGGAGGUGGAAACGAGAAGACCGAGGACAAAGAAACAAAUAUGGUCAAGAAAGACAAUAACUUCAGGUGGAGGUCCAUGUUGGAUAACGUGGUGGUCAUCGAAAUGAAGAGGAAGGAUGGUCUCGUAGACAGAUUCUCAAUCUCUGGAAUCGUGUUGGAUUGUUUUCUUGCUAGUCAGAUGCUUGUUGCUGUCCAAAUUCUUGUAGAUUUCUUCAUCGCUAUUCCUGUACUGAAGUUGUACUCUCAAUUUGUUGUGCAGCUUCUGUUGCCAAGCAUGAGCGAGUUUCCAGCAAUCGCAGAGAUGUCUAUCAUGGCUUGUCACUGGGGGUUGCGUACUUGGUCCUUUCUUAAACAGAUGGCGGUGGAUGAAAGAUUUAAGAGUACUCUGACUUUCUCUGGCAUUUCUUUGCGGUUUCUAUCGUGUGAGAUUCCUGGUCUGCUUUUCUUCAUUUGGGCUGCUUGCAGUAGGCGUGACGGAGAGCCGCUCACGAUGAAUCAGCUUGUUGGGCUUGACUCUCAAGGCCUCGGCAAAUUCCUUUCGGACUGGAAAGGAGGAAAACUUUCGCUGCCUCUCCACCUACCGAUGAAGGAUCUGCCUCGUCAUUCAGCUUGCGACUGCUGCCCUAGUUCUCCUGCACGAUCUUCAGCUAGAGUCCCCAACUUGACUCGGAGUGAAGACGCGGAAGAGUCGAGCAGUGCGCGCUACCUGCGCAAGGAGCUUGAGAGUCGACGGCAGGAGGUUGCGGAGCUGCAGGAGCUCAAGCGGCAGCUGCUGCGCUUGGAGUUGCACAAGGCGAAGCUCACGCAAGAGUGCGAGAAGCUGAGAGAAGAGGCAGGAGGCGGGGGAGCAGGAGGAUCAAAGCUGUCUCGUCCCGAUGCAGCCCAUCUAGUCCAACAGCUCGACUCCAGCAGGCGGCCGAAUGUGAUGAAACUUGCUGGAGAAUCUCGUCGGGAUCUCAAGGUGACCAAUCAUACUCAGCGAUCUCCCGCCCCGUCCUCCCAAUUGGCAGAGGACGAGGCGCUAAGCUAUGAGAGCAUAUCCAAUCAAACGGAAGAGGAGGAAGAAAAUCUCCCGGCGAGUAGGCAAAACAUGACGCUCACUGGCGGUCAACCUGAAGCCUCGUCGAGCUGUUUGGCGGCAAGGCAAGAGAGAGGCAAAGAGGCGUUGAGGGACAGGGAGAGGAGGCACAAGCCAAGGUGGAAGGGAGGACUCGGUUUCCUCCUUGCGCCUGCGAUUCAACUCGUGUCGCUUCUCAACCGUAAGCAGUAA